CAAAUUCACAUCACAUGCUAUUGAAUCUCUCUCAUUUCAUCUAUUGUGCCGAUCCCCUAUUUAAGCCAUUCCAUACAUUUCAACUCUCUCCAUCUUCAAAAACCACAAACAAAAAUAAAAAGUGAAUAUUACAUUCUAUUCUCUCAAACUCCCCUUUUAAACUUGUUCAACUUCCUUUUCUCUUUUCUCUACCACUUAGUCUUAACAAAACAAGAGACAAAUUAUUAUGAUGAAUAAUAAUACCUGUAUCAGUAUUCCUCCAUUGGCUCAGACCAUGGAUGGUGAUCACUUCUUUGAUCAUCGGUGUAUAUGGGUCAACGGACCGGUGAUCGUCGGAGCAGGACCGUCUGGAUUGUCAGUAGCAGCUGCUCUCAAACAACAAGGAGUCCCGUUUGUUGUUGUCGACCGAGCUGACUGCAUUGCCUCUCUUUGGCAGCACCGGACCUAUGAUCGUCUCAAACUUCACCUUCCAAAGCAAUUCUGUCAACUUCCCAACUUCCCUUUCCCAGAGGAGUUUCCUGCUUACCCCUCCAAGUUUCAGUUCAUUUCUUACUUGGAAUCCUAUGCCAACCAUUUUGACAUAACUCCACGUUUCAACGAAACCGUACAGUCGGCCAAGUAUGAUGAAACUUUCGGCUUGUGGCGAGUCAAAACCCUUUCGUUGAGUCCGAAGCCAACUCAGGUCGAGUACAUUUGCCGGUGGUUAGUCGUUGCCACAGGAGAGAAUGCUGAGAAGGUUGUGCCAGAGUUUGAAGGGAUGGAGGAAUUUGGUGGUCAUGUCAUGCAUGCUUGUGAAUACAAAUCCGGUGAGGCUUACCGUGGGAAACGGGUGCUUGUCGUCGGGUGUGGGAACUCUGGCAUGGAAAUUUCACUUGAUCUUUGUAACCAUGAUGCCAAGCCAUCCAUGGUGGUACGAAGCUCGGUUCAUGUAUUGCCAAGAGAAAUACUUGGAAAAUCAACUUUUGAAGUUGCAAUUUCACUCAUGAAAUGGCUGCCACUUCAUAUGGUGGACAAGAUGCUGUUGAUCAUUGCCAGACUUGUUCUUGGGAACGUUGAGAAGUACGGACUCAAAAGGCCAUCAGUGGGACCUUUGCAGCUUAAGAAUGCCGCUGGGAAGACUCCCGUGUUGGAUAUUGGAGCACUGCAGAAGAUAAGAGCCGGCGAGGUCAAGGUGGUGGCCGGAAUAAAAAAAUUCCGGCGAGGUGCAGUAGAACUGGUUAAUGGAGAAGUUAUAGAGAUUGAUUCUGUAAUUCUAGCUACUGGCUAUCGCAGCAAUGUUCCAUCUUGGCUCAAGGAAAAUGAGUUCUUUUCCAGUGAUGGGAUUCCAAAAAGUCCAUUCCCAAAUGGGUGGAAAGGCAAAGCUGGACUCUAUGCUGUUGGGUUUACAAGAAAAGGCUUAGCAGGAGCUUCACUGGACGCCAUUAAUGUAGCUCAGGACAUUGCCAAGAGCUGGAAAGAAGAUACUAAACAAAAGAGAAAAUCAGUGGCAGCUCGCCACAGAAGAUGCAUUUCACAUUUUUAAUGCAAAAGGGCUGCCUUUAUCUUGUGAAGAACAGUAACCAACAAAAAACAAUGCAAAAGAAACAAAUUAG
Molecule: messenger RNA, 1592 nt
Organism: Cucumis melo (muskmelon)
Lineage: Eukaryota; Viridiplantae; Streptophyta; Magnoliopsida; Cucurbitales; Cucurbitaceae
Product: probable indole-3-pyruvate monooxygenase YUCCA3
Exons: 3
Coding region: 227-1522 (431 amino acids)
Molecular function (GO): N,N-dimethylaniline monooxygenase activity; NADP binding; flavin adenine dinucleotide binding
Source: RefSeq, a predicted model, not a curated record